Messenger RNA from Linum tenue, 1801 nucleotides. The record is from the annotation of a GenBank genome assembly. NCBI's taxonomy places the organism in Eukaryota, Viridiplantae, Streptophyta, Magnoliopsida, Malpighiales, Linaceae.
AAAGUGUCAUUAACAUGAUUAUUUUCAGCCACCUCAGCAGCAUAUUCCCAUCACGGACCAACCAAACGCAGCAAACUCUAGCGAACAGAAGGCGAAGAUUCGCGGCCAAAUUUGUUCCGCCUCCGCGAAAACGCACUCUCUUCUCUCCGUUGACCAGUUAACAGAACACCAACGAUUCCUCCUCUUCCUCCUGAUCGUCCCUUGUGGCAACAUCGCAAUCGAGAAUGGAGAACUCCGGUGCCGUUUCCAGCUUCGAUCAUCACCUACCGACCGUCAUGGUCACCAACGACGACGGUAUCGACGCGCCUGGGCUCCGAUCCCUGGUUCGAGUCCUGGUCUCCACUCGUCGCUUCCAAAGACUGGUUUGCGCUCCUGAUUCAGAGAAGUCAGCCGUGAGUCACAGUAUUACUUGGCGGCAUCCAAUUUCUGCUCGGCGAGUGGAAAUUGAUGGAGCUACGGCCUAUGGAGUGUCUGGUUCGAAUCAUUUGGGAUUCGCUGCUCUCCCUCUUCAAAAUAUUUGACCUCUCUGUAGUCUUUGAUGGAGAAUGAAGAUUGCUCUGUACUGUGCAGGCACUCCGGCUGAUUGUACUUCCUUAGGAGUCUCGGGAGCGCUGUUUCCUUCAGUUCCUAACCUGGUGGUGAGUGGCAUAAACAUGGGGAGCAACUGCGGCUAUCACAUCGUGUACUCCGGCACAGUUGCUGGUGCCCGUGAGGCCUUCUUGAAAGACAUCCCUUCAGUCUCUGUAUCAUAUGAUUGGCAAGAUACACUCUUCUCUACACUUAGCUUUCCGGUUGGGGGAAAGAGCAGUGUUGAUGACUUCACCCUUGCUGCUGAGGCUUGCAUACCAAUUAUAUCAAGCAUACUUGCUGAAGUUAAAAAUAAAAAAUAUCCAUCUGGGUGCUUCUUGAAUGUAGACUUGCCAACAAAUGUUACCCAGCACAAGGGGUAUAAGCUCACCAGACAAGGUAAAAGCAUAUAUAGAACGGGAUGGAAGCAAGUUACUUCUACCACACGAGGGAAAAUGUUGUCAACAAUGACAAUGGAUACAGAUGCAAAGAUGCCAGUGGAGGCUGAUAUAAUGGCUGAUGCAUCCCAAGGAAGUCUCAUCUUCCAAAGAGAAGUGGAAGGAGCACAAAUUGUUGAAGAUGAUUCGGACCACAAAUAUCUCAAGGAUGGAUAUAUUACUGUAACUCCCCUUGCUGCUCUUUCCCCUGCUGACGUAGGCUGCCACACAUACUUCAAAGAUUGGCUACCGAGUGUAGUUGACCACACAUCCCCGUCUGCCUUAUAAGUUGCUGCAUUUUAUUGGGAAAGCGUCCAAAGUGGUGAACUCAUUACUGGAAAACAAGAGAGAGAGAGAGGCGUUCAAGCUUUGAAGAAUCCUAAAGAAGUACCAUUUGCUUGGAGUGAUUAGAAGCAAGAUAAGUAACUGCUGAUGUACAUAUUGUGCUGCAUUAAAAGAGUUUGCACCACAUGAGUGACAGCUCUACCAUUUUAGAUUUAAAAGCCUCAAAUUUAGCAGUUUGCGUGGUGCAAUUCAUGUUUGUUGACAUGAUGCCUACUUGCCUAGCUAAUUGCAUGGGCGGUGUAUUCGUUGGACUUCCACAGGAUGCUGUGUUCGGCCUAAACAAGGAAAGAAGCUACCUUUUCUUUUCAUUAUCGCCCUCUUUACAAAGGUUUUGGUCUAAAGUUUUCACAAAACUGAAGGGACAGUGUGACGUGGACAAUAAUGGACAGUGACUACCAGGAUGCUUUACUAUCAAUAUUCAGCUUUACCUACAUGGCUACGUAUGAAACCAA